Molecule: messenger RNA, 1755 nt
Organism: Mytilus trossulus (common blue mussel)
Lineage: Eukaryota; Metazoa; Mollusca; Bivalvia; Mytilida; Mytilidae
Product: sodium-dependent glucose transporter 1B-like
Exons: 5
Coding region: 245-1750 (501 amino acids)
Biological process (GO): transmembrane transport
Source: RefSeq, a predicted model, not a curated record
CAUGUCAUUAAGCAAUGUAAAUUGACCGAGAGGAAUUUUAGCCUGCAUGUACAUGUAAAUAAACGAAUGACCCGAUUGAACGUGUACACUACAUUUUUGUAUAUGUGUACAACAUGUAUUGUUACAUGUAAGUACAAGACAAUUUAAAUUAUAUAAAAUGCCAUGAAGGUUUGGAGAUAUGUCAGGACAUUUCAGGUUUGCAUAGUAACUCCUCGAGGUGUUGAACAUUCACCGAGACCAAAACAUGUGUGAAUCUGUGAUGAAUAGAACUGGGUCACUGUUACAUCGGCUUAAAACAGAACCAGAAUACAGAUUAAGAUUUCUGACAUUCCUGAGCUUGGUCUGGUCAUUCUUUAUUUUGGGAUGGAUUCUUGGACAAUUUGGGCCAUCAAUUUUCGAUUUACAGUACAUUACUAACACAGAUUUGGAGGGAGCAUCAUUUUACUACAUAUCACAUAAUGUUGGAUAUCUGAUUGGUUCGUUGAUCAGCGCGGUUCUAAUUGGGAGAUGUGAUUGUAAUUUUCUGUUAUUUGUGACAAUGUGCAUCUACGGCAUUUCUGUAUUCACAAUACCGUGGUGUUUCCUGCCACCAGCCAUGUUAGUAGCGCAGGCAAUCAGGGGCCUAUCAGGAGGCCUUCUAGAUACAGUUGCAAAUUCAGAGCUCUUGAGUCUAUUUGGAAAUCAAGUAAGUCCUUAUAUGCAGGCCAUGCAUUUUGCAUUUGCUACAGGAGGAAUAAUCAGUCCUUUGGUCACGGCACCAUUUCUAACAGAACAGUAUGAUAAUGGUGUCAAUUCGUCGAUAAUAAACCAAUCAUCAUUAGUUAUGCAAACUGGAAAUGUACAAUUAGAUAACGCUUCAUAUCAUUUGAAUAAUCUAACAACUGUGGAAAGAAAUACCACUUUCCAUUCGCCGAAGGAUUCCCGUAUAUUCAUUCCGUAUACAAUAUCAGGUGUCCUCGCCGUGUCUUCAUCUGUAUCGUUUUUGCUUGUUUAUAUCAAAUCCAGAAGACACGCCAAACGGCAUAUCGAUGAGGUAAAAAUUGAUCGAAAUGAACGUCGAUUAUCUUUCCUUGUCAAACUAGUAAUUUUGACAAUAAUGUCCAUAAUUUUUCUACUAUACACUGCGAUGGAAGACACCAUAGGUGCGUAUGUUGCAACAUUUUGUGUUGAACAGAUGAACAUGACUAAAGAAGAAGGAUCUUAUGUGACCGCCGUAUUUUGGACUUUCUUCGCAUUUGGGAGAUUAACGGGAAUCCCAAUCAGCAAUAUAGUUAAGUCAAUACCGUUGGUUGGUAUAUAUUCAUCUAUACUUGUGAUAUCUUUUCUGUUGUUAUCAUUUUCGCCUAUGAUAAAUUCUUCUGUCACCGUAUGGAUUUCUACUGCUGUGACUGGGUUUGCUAUGUCUAUAUUAUUCCCGACUUUGUUCACAUGGGCAGAAGAAGACUUUUUAUUGGUUACCGGUAAAAUUGCGUCAUUGUUCAUUAUGACAUCAACUUUAGGGUCUAUAACAAGUCCAGCGGUGUUAGGAUAUUUAAUUGAAGAAGUUAGUCCGAUGUGGUAUUCAUAUAUACUUCUUGGAGAAAGUGUAGGAGUGAUAAUUUUCUUUGUGAUAGCCAUUAUUCUUAAAAAGAAGCUUCCACAAUUAAAUGACAAUAAUGACAGGUCUAAUAAAGAAAUCAAAAUUGAUACAAAUUCUAGUCCUGAACGGUCUGUACUUAUGCAGGAUGUACCAGAAAAUAAAGUCGCAUAAAACUA